AUGAGUCUCGACGCUGGCGGCCUUGCUCAAAUGACUUACCAACCCCACAACUCCUUCAAUACUGGCCUCGGCGUUCCCAGCUCUGGCUUUUCCUCUAGGAGAGGAACACACACCAAGCGUCUCAGCAUGGCCCCACCAGCCAGCAUCUCCACCAUCUCAGAACAGCAGCAGAACGUUAACCCUGGGCCGAGGACAAGCCGCUCUCACUUGUUGGCGGGACUGAGGACCGCUCCAAAGUCACCCACUUUCCCAACCUCGGCUCCUCCUACUCAGGUCCAGCAGCCAUACGGCCGACAAGGUAGCCCGGAGAACAACCAGUACGGGCGCGGCAUACCUCAUACUGCCGUCGGCGGUAGCUUUCCCAAUAGCCAGCGCUAUGCAAUGAAUGGGAAUGGCCAGAUGUAUGCCCUUCCGCAGAUACUCGCUCCACCCAACCUCCAAUUCGGAGGUGCAUCCGAUGAUCAGAACCUAGACCCGGAGUACUACGCUGAGUUGAUGGCCACAAAUCAAUACCUGGCUCAACAGUCGCAGCGUUUACAGCAGCAGCUCCUUGAUCUCACUGCUGCACAGCAACAGAUGCAGGGUAUGAGCCUCAACAGCGGAAUGGGCCAGCAACAGCAGUAUUAUCAGUCAUCAAUGGCUCCCAACAAUGGCUUCUACAACCAACAGCUUCAAAACGGACUUCAGCCCGUUGUCUCGCCUGUGCCAGGCACGCCGGGAUUGUACACAGUCUACAACCCCAUGACUGGUCAGCAGGGAUACGUCAUGGACAACAGUGCUCAAAAUCAGACCCCACCUCAAUCUCAAGCUCCCAACACUGAGCUGAGCCACUCCCCACCUCCUACAACGCCUACCUUCCGUGCCCGAGUGACCCCUCCGCCUGAGAACAUUCUUCCGGCUCGUACCCUGACCGCCUCGCCGCCCAAGAUGUCUCCGCCAAAAUCAACCUUCUCUCCACCAAUGGAUGUGAAUCCUCUCCCACCGCCAUCCGCGAACGCCUUCCGCCGAGGUCAUGCUAAGGGUUUGUCGGCAGUCACUGGCAACGCGAUGAACCCACAGGAGGGACCGAAGAGUGCCGUACCGAAGUCGGCGGGAUUCCCUCAGACCCCUAUGACUGGCACCUUUGGACCUGGUCAAAAUCGUGCUGGUGAUCACCCCAUGCGUCAACCUCGAGGUCCCCCAUCUCUUGAGGAGCUUGUUGACAAGCCAACUUCCAAGCAUGAGGGUAGUAAGAACUUUGUCACUCGUCAACGCCGCCGUGCUGUGCACAAUCUUGUACGUGCUGGCUUGGACCGUCGCGCUCUUUCCCGUGGCAGCAACUCGAUCGACAGUGUUGGAACACCUUCGAGCGAGUGUGACAUUACGUUCUCUAUCUCGUCCUCCGACAAUGAUAGCGAUAGCGUUGCUAGCGGAAGUGGUAGCUUGUCAGGCAGACCCAGUCCUAUUGGAUCCGAGCGGAAGGAACUCAAGGCACGCUCGCGCGAUAGAAACUCAACUGGCACACCUUUCACGACCGCCAGUCUCAGCAGUGAGGACGGUAUGACAAUUGGGGGGAAGUUGGUGGAGGUCAAGAUGGAUGAAAAGGAGAACGUGAGCGACAGACGUAGGGCUCCGCUAUUGGUGUUGACCAACGCUGAAAAACGCAAGAGUGCCAUCUUCUGA
This is a messenger RNA of Letharia columbiana, 1662 nucleotides long. RefSeq lists its product as uncharacterized. NCBI's taxonomy places the organism in Eukaryota, Fungi, Ascomycota, Lecanoromycetes, Lecanorales, Parmeliaceae. The record is from RefSeq and is a predicted model, not a curated record. Bases 1 to 1662 code for a protein of 553 amino acids. The transcript has a single exon.